GUGUCUGUCGGGAUUAGGGUUCAUUCUAAUUCCGUGUGUAAACCAUCGGCGAGCUAUGAGAAUUUUUGCCGCUGUUUAAAAAAUAAUACCUUCGAUAUUGUAACAGCGGAAAUCUAUUUCUGUACGGUUGUGUGUUUUGUUUUAUAGGAUGUUUAUUAGAUGGUUUUCGGGGACACUCUACCAAAGACUACAAACUUUGCUGAUUCAUUUGAACUCACGGAAUUCUCUACUCUGAAGAAACAACAACAAUAUUGUGUUGGUAACAUGGGACUAUAACAGUCACUGUAAGCGACUACUUGUAUAUCUUGAUCAGAAGAGAUACAGUCGUGGAGGGAAGCAGGGUUCCUGGUCCAGCGUGGGAUGCUAGUGUGCUGGUGGGCGACCCGAGGCGCUGAGGGAGCAUGGUGAAGCACCAACCCUUAGCACCAACCCAGGUAUACGAGAAGCAGCUCUGUCUCUCCUUCGUCACUGGGAUCUACGGGUGCCGCUGGAAACGCUACCAGCGUUCCCAUGACGACAGCACUAAGUGGGAGCGUGCCUGGUUCUUCCUCCUCUGCAUCUGCUUCUUCCUGCUCCUGUUCUGGUCGUACUUCUGGCUGGAGGCGCACAAUGACUACAACGAGUUCAACUGGUUAUUGUACAACCGCUCGGGGGAAUGGAGAGAUGGCACGGUGCCUAUCCUCGCCUCCACCGCCGUGGGGUUCAGCUACAUUACAUUCCUGAUGAUCUUGGCGCUUUUUCACAUUUCCCUGGGGCAGCAGCUAAAUCUCUAUUGGAUCCACAAGAUUGGUGUGGUGGCUGCCCUCCUCACCACCAUCUCUGGCGUGGUCUCCAUCGAUGACAUCUGGGGCAACGAGUGGGACAUCGUCCUCAUCUCCUUACAGUCCACAGGGCCGUUCCUGCAUAUAGGAGCUCUGGCAGCAAUGACAGCGUUGAGCUGGCUUGUCGCCGGUCAUGUGAUCCGCACAGAGAGAUCCAGGCUGCAGACGGCCGUGCUGCUGGUGUACCUGGGCGUCCUGCUGGCGCUCUACACGGCGCCCCUCACCUUCUCCUUCCCCUGCGUCAUGGACCGCGGCGGCCUCAAACCGCGGCCCGACGUCAUUGGCCGACGGGGGGCCCCCAUGCUGGCUCCAGAGAACACGCUCAUGUCGUUCAACAAGGCGCUGCAGCAGGGCGUCAGCUCCUUGGAGGCGGACGUGACCGUCAGCGUGGACGGCGUGCCCUUCCUGAUGCGCGACGACACCCUGAGACGGACCACCGACGUGGGAAAGGUCUUCCCCCUCAGGCAGCUGGACGACGCCUCUUUCUUCAACUGGACAGAGAUUCGCUCCCUCAACGCCGGCAAGUGGUUUCUGAAGAGCGACCCCUACUGGACGGCCCGGUCUCUGACGGAGAGGGACCGCACCAGGAUAGGGAACCAGACGGUGUGCAGUCUGGUGGAGAUGCUCCGCCUGGCUGGCCGGGCCAACCGCUCCGCCCUGCUCAACCUGCGCCGCCCGCCCCCAGAACACCCGCACUACAAGACCUGGAUCAUGGACACUCUGUGGGCCGUCCAGAGGUCGGGCAUCUCUCAGAAGAGGGUGACGUGGACGCCCGACACGGACCGGGGGAGGGUGCGAGGCCUGCAGCAGACGUCCCUGGAGAAGGCGUCCGUGGAGGAGCUCCGACACAGGGGCAUUAGCAGCCUGACUCUGCACUACAGCCAGGCCAGCUACAAAGACAUCCAGAAGUACCUGGCCAACAACAUGAGCGUGACGGUGUACCCGGUGAACGAGCCGUGGCUCUACUCGGUGCUGUGGUGCAGCGGGGUGUCCUCCGUCUCCACGGACGUGCCCCAGGUCCUCCGGAAGGUGCCUUACCCCGUCUGGAUCAUGAGUCCGGGUGUGUACUCCUUGAUCUGGAUGACGUCCGACCUGGUGUCCGUCGCGGUAGUCAUAGGAGUUUUUAUUUUUCAAAACUAUCACGUUAUCAGGUGGAGGAUGAGCGGCAUGCAGAGCUACAACCCGGAGCAGAUCAUGCUGAGCGCCGUGGCGCGCCGGCCCAGCCGCGACGUCAACGUCAUGAAGGAGAAACUCAUUUUCUCAGAAAUCAACAACGGGGUGGGGAGCGCCGAGGAGUUGUCUCUGUUCCCACAGAACGGUUACGCCAGCUACUCUCAGGGAGGUAUCACCCACUGAAAACUCGGAUACUGUUGCAUCCGUGCAAAAGACUGGAAGACUGGGUGGGGGGGGGGAGUGUUUUUGAGAUUUCAUAGUUCUCCAAUGUUUUGUCAUUCUCCGGUGGCGUGAUCUCUGUGUUUGAAGCGAUCGGUUGUUCUUUUCCACGACUGUUUCCUUCUUUCGUUUUCUUAAAGUCGAGGGGAAGAUGCUGCUGUACAUUGUUGUAAAUAUGGGUCGUUUUACUUUUUAUUUGACAUUUUCCCUCUGAGAGGAUUUUCAUGGUUUGGAGUUCUGAAUCGUACGGUAUAUAAAUUCACUCUCAUUCUGAGGUGUGAGCUCUCCUAUCAAUGUGAGAAUUCGGAUAUUUACGGUUGAGUGAACUUCCUCUGUUCUUGCUGUGAAGUUUAUCAGGUUAGGACAUCAGUGCUUAAAUGAGUUCAGGUGUAUUUGCUUUAGUCGAUGUUUUAGUCAAAUUUCCUCUGCCACUUUACUGGCAUGCCAUUGUUGGUUCACUUAAGGUAUUUUUGUUUUCCCAAAAAUUCACAUGGCUGCCUUUUUCACUUAGUUUAUGAUUGGGUAGAAAAUUAAUUCGAUAUAAAUAUAUGGGCUGUGUCUUAUAGUGUCUAGAAGGUUAUCAUACAGUAUAUGGCAC
Osmerus eperlanus (European smelt) is the source of this 2811-nucleotide messenger RNA. RefSeq names its product glycerophosphodiester phosphodiesterase domain containing 5a (gene gdpd5a). The transcript is spliced from 17 exons. Gene Ontology annotation, molecular function: glycerophosphodiester phosphodiesterase activity. Gene Ontology annotation, biological process: lipid metabolic process; positive regulation of neuron differentiation. Gene Ontology annotation, cellular component: plasma membrane. Lineage: Eukaryota; Metazoa; Chordata; Actinopteri; Osmeriformes; Osmeridae. The coding region runs from base 402 to 2177 and encodes 591 amino acids. The record is from RefSeq and is a predicted model, not a curated record.